AUGGAUGUGGCUUUUACGCACGUUUCUUUAUGGACGCUACUCGCCUUCGUGCUGACGUGGACGGUGUUCUACGUCACCAGCAGGAGGACGAAGGGGAAGAAGGCGGCGAAGUUGGUGGAUAUGGUGGCCGAGGAGAGAAGAGACGGUGGUACUGAUGUCAUCAUCGUUGGAGCUGGUGUAGGCGGUUCAGCUCUCGCCUAUUCUCUUGCUAAGGAUGGACGUCGAGUACAUGUGAUAGAGAGGGACAUGAAAGAACCAGAGAGAAUGAUGGGUGAGUAUAUGCAACCAGGAGGACGACUCUUGCUUGCUAAGCUUGGUCUUGAAGAUUGUUUGGAGGAAAUAGAGGCACAGAAAUCUGUUGGUUUAGCAGUUUAUAAGGACGGACAAGAAGCAGUCGCACCUUAUCCGGGGAAGGAAGAUAACAACUUUCCUUAUGAACCUUUUGGUCGAUCUUUUCACAAUGGCCGAUUUGUCAUGAGACUGCGUCAAAAGGCGUCUUCUCACCCCAAUGUACGCCUGGAAGAAGGAACGGUGAAAUCUUUGAUAGAAGAAAAAGGAGUUAUCAAAGGAGUGACAUAUAAGAAUAGCUUAGGCGAAGACACAACAGCCUUUGCACCUCUCACUGUGGUAUGCGACGGUUGCUACUCAAACCUUCGUCGGUCUCUUAACGACAACAAUGCGGAGAUUCUAUCGUACCAAGUUGGUUUCAUCACAAAGAAUUGCCGCCUUGAUGAUCCCGAAAAAUUACACUUGAUAAUGGGUAAACCCUCCUCCAUCAUGUUGUAUCAAAUCGGCAACACCGACGUUCGUUGUAAUUUUGAUCUUUUCCCCGGCAAUAUUCCUUCUAUUGCUAAUGGUGAAAUGGUUACCUUCAUGAAGAACACUAUAGCUCCUCAGGUACCUCCAAAACUCCGCAAAAUAUUUUUGAAAGGAAUCGAUGAGGGGGCACAAAUAAAAACAAUGCCAACAAAGCGCGUGGAAGCUACUUUGAGCGAAAAAGAGGGAGUGAUUGUAUUGGGAGAUGCAUUCAACAUGCGUCACCCAGUAAUCGCAUCUGGAAUGAUGGUUUUGUUGUCUGACAUUCUCAUUCUACGCGGCCUUCUCAAGCAAUUGAGCAACCUCGGUGAUGCAAAAAAAGUCUCGGAAGUUAUUAAAUCCUUUUAUGCUAUCCGAAAGCCAAUGUCAGCAACCGUGAAUACACUAGGAAAUGCACUUUCUCAAGUGCUAAUUGCAUCUACCGACAAAGCAAAAGAGGCAAUGCGACAAGGUUGCUAUGAUUACCUCUCUUGUGGCGGCUUUCCCACGUCAUCGAUGAUGGCUCUACUUGGUGGCAUGAACCCUCGUCCGAUCUCUCUCAUCUAUCAUAUCUGCGCUAUGACUCUAUCCUCCAUUAGCCAGCUACUCUCUCCAUUUCCAUCUCCUAUUCGCAUUUGGCAUAGCCUCAGACUUUUUGGGAUGGCUAUGAAAAUGUUGGUUCCACAUCUCAAAGCUGAAGGGGUUAACCAAAUGUUGUCUCCAACAUACGCAGCCGCGUAUCGCAAUACCUAUAUAUAUGGCCGCAAGCCCGCAACCGCUUAA
This is a messenger RNA of Arabis nemorensis, 1578 nucleotides long. NCBI's taxonomy places the organism in Eukaryota, Viridiplantae, Streptophyta, Magnoliopsida, Brassicales, Brassicaceae. The record is from the annotation of a GenBank genome assembly.